AUGUGGAACAAGGUGGUGUUUGGUAAUAUUGAUACUCAAUUACAGAAGGCUGAGGAGGAGCUUCAUGAAUGGGAUUUGAAGGUAGAGUCUAGAUCUCUAGAGGAAGUGGAACUGAUGAGAAGAAGAGAAGUAAGGAGCCAGGUGUGGCAGCUGGGUAGAAGCAAGAAGAGGCUAUGGCACCAAAAGUCUAGGCAGAUGUGGGCUCAGUCUGGUGAUAAAAACACUAGGUUCUUUCACAUUAUGGCUAGCAGAAGGCAGAGGAAGAAUUUUCUUGACUCUGUUGUAGUGGAGGGUAGGAGAGUGGAGGAUCCGGUUCAGGUCAAGCAGGAAGUGGUUAGGCAUUUUAGUCAACUAUUCUCUGAGGAUUGGAAGCUAAGGCCAAAACUUCUUGGCCCUUUUGCUAUUAUUAGCCCUGCGGAUGUUGGUAGUUUGGAAGCUGCUUUCACAGAAGAUGAGGUUUGGGAAGCUGUGCAGGCUUGCGAUGGGAACAAAGCCCCAGGCCCAGAUGGUUUUAAUCUUAAUUUCAUUAAAAGUUGCUGGUCAAUCUUGUAA
This is a messenger RNA of Camellia sinensis, 552 nucleotides long. RefSeq lists its product as uncharacterized. The record is from RefSeq and is a predicted model, not a curated record. Lineage: Eukaryota; Viridiplantae; Streptophyta; Magnoliopsida; Ericales; Theaceae.